Molecule: messenger RNA, 278 nt
Organism: Gregarina niphandrodes
Lineage: Eukaryota; Apicomplexa; Conoidasida; Eugregarinorida; Gregarinidae
Exons: 2
Source: RefSeq, a predicted model, not a curated record
CAGUGGUCCCAGCCCACCCCUACGCAUAUCCCCGCUCCCAUUUCCGAUCCCGAGUUGGUUGCCUUGCAAGACUGCUUUACUGUCUACAGUCUCGCCCUGGCCGGAGCCUUCGAUACACACACUAAACUAAGACAAGAAAAAUUGCGGAAAAACGCCCACGCCAGGUCCCACGCCAUAUACGCCUCCCGAAACUCCAUCUCCAUCGCCUCCAGCGUCUUCGACUGCUCCGGCGUUUUCGGCUCCUCCAGGGUCUUCGACUCCUCUAAAAUGUUUGAGUC